CCCAUCACUCUACCUACUAUUAUGGCAUUCAAAAGCUCAAAGCUGGGAUCGCCACUCCCCUCUAUUUCCAUAUUCUCUACAGGUCAAUUAAUUAAUUAACUACCUUAAUUUUACUAUACUUUCCUAAUUAUACUCUUAUUUUCUUCUUGUUCUAAUCAAUUCUUCACAUCUACGUAUAAUAUUCUUGUUUAAUCUUAUCUUUCUUAUUCUUAAUUAAUCAACAUCUCAUGUUUUUCUGAAUUUUUGUUCAAAGUUACAAGUAAAAUAGAAAAGAGGGCAAAGUGUAUUCAUAGUCAUAUUCGCAUUGUUCCAUAAAUAUGAAUCUGUAGUAAUGUCACACGGACAUAAAUUAUAAGUAGUAAUAUGUAGUAAUGUCACACACAAAUAUGUUACCAUGUAAUGGGGAAGUGGAAAAUGGAUACUGCAAGGAAAAUUUAUCAGACGUAGAAGAAAAUCAAGAGGAGUUGGAUCAGUCAAGCCUGUUAAAUAUAGGGAAGCCGCCAAGAAACGUUACAGGGAUACGACAUUGUAUCAGCCAAGCAACAUUGGCAGGUACUUCGGUAUUGGAAUCGCCGACACAAAUUCUUCCUCUUAAAUUAUCAUCAAGUGAAGAUUCUGGAUAUGUUCCUAUCUUUCGCUCAGGAAGCUAUUCUGAGAUUGGACCAAAACCAAACAUGGAGGAUGAGCACAUCUGCAUCGAUGAUCUUUGCAAACACAUUGGUGCAUCCAAUGGGCUUCUUUCUCCUGGGGCGUUUUAUGGGGUGUUUGACGGUCAUGGUGGUGUUGAUGCUGCAUUAUUCACUCAAAAGAAUCUCCUAAGUUUUAUUGUAGAGGAUACACAUUUUCCAUCGAUGGUCAAAAGAGCUAUUAGGAAUGCUUUUGUUAAAGCUGAUAAUGCACUGGCUGAUACCAAAUCACUUGACAGUACCUCUGGAACAACUGCUCUGACUGCACUUAUUUUAGGACGGACCAUGCUUAUUGCUAAUGCUGGUGACUCUCGAGCUGUACUCGGAAAACGAGGAAGAGCAAUUGAAUUAUCAAAAGACCACAAACCAAACACUACUUCUGAAAAAUUAAGAAUUGAGAAACUAGGGGGAGUCAUUUAUGAUGGUUAUCUCAAUGGCCAACUCUCGGUUGCACGAGCUCUUGGUGACUGGCACAUAAAGGGUCCCAAAGGUUCAAAGGGCCCCUUAAGUUCGGAACCAGAGUUGGAAGAGUUGGUCCUGUCCGAAGAUGAUGAGUUCUUGAUAAUGGGGUGUGAUGGCUUAUGGGAUGUCAUGAGUAGCCAGUACGCAGUAACUAUCGUGAGGAAGGAGCUCAUGCUGCAUAAUGAUCCCGAGCAAUGCUCAAAGGAGCUUGUCAGAGAGGCGUUAAAGCGUAACACUUGUGAUAAUCUAACCGUGCUUGUAGUCUGCUUCUCUCGUGAUCCACCCCCGCGAAUUGAAAUACCAAAAACACAGAGAAGGAGGAGCAUAUCAGCUGAAGGGUUGGAUCUUCUAAAGGGUGUUUUGAGUGACGUAUAAAGCAGACUUAAUGUACAGAUGAAAUUAACCUAGUGCACACCGUCGUCAGGGAUUUUUCUGAGUUUUCUGCUGUCCAUGGCAAUGGUGGAUUAUUGCCUCUAUAAGGAUCCUCCAACAACUUAGUUUUGAUUUAUUCAGUUGUCAUUGUAGCUAUCCUUGAAUGUGGCUGCUCUUCAUAAUAAGAUUCAUAUGCACACCAAACAGUUCAAUCUCACUAAUCCAGUGCCCGACCAUAUUAAGUUACGGAGUUUAAGUUCUGUGCACUAACAAUGUGUAGAUUUUCCAUGCCAUCUCACCAAAGUUGAUAUGCAAACUGGGUAAUUCUUCGUAGCAAACUUGACAUCUGGUAAUAUGAAAUUUGAGGUAA
Messenger RNA from Capsicum annuum, 1890 nucleotides. Its product is annotated as probable protein phosphatase 2C 47. The record is from RefSeq and is a predicted model, not a curated record. Lineage: Eukaryota; Viridiplantae; Streptophyta; Magnoliopsida; Solanales; Solanaceae. Gene Ontology annotation, molecular function: protein serine/threonine phosphatase activity; cation binding. Gene Ontology annotation, biological process: protein dephosphorylation. The coding region runs from base 372 to 1523 and encodes 383 amino acids. The transcript has 4 exons.